Uncinocarpus reesii 1704 is the source of this 1299-nucleotide messenger RNA. Its product is annotated as cystathionine gamma-lyase. The transcript has 4 exons. Lineage: Eukaryota; Fungi; Ascomycota; Eurotiomycetes; Onygenales; Onygenaceae. Gene Ontology annotation, biological process: transsulfuration. The record is from RefSeq and is a predicted model, not a curated record. The coding region runs from base 1 to 1299 and encodes 432 amino acids. Gene Ontology annotation, molecular function: pyridoxal phosphate binding; cystathionine gamma-lyase activity. Gene Ontology annotation, cellular component: cytoplasm.
AUGGAUGACACCAUCAGCCCGUCUGUUCUGCCGGUGCGUGGCCCGGCACACCACGAGCCUGUGGAAACCCCGCCACGAGCACCAUCGCCAGUCCAUCGCUUUGGAACUCUAGCUGUUCACGCUGGUUCGCCUAUCGAACCUACAACUGGAGCUGUGAUUUCGCCGAUCUCCCUGUCCACCACCUUCGCCCAAACCGGAGUUGGAAAGCCUAUGGGAGAAUACGAGUACACCAGAAGCGCAAACCCGAAUCGUGACCAGUUUGAGAAAGCUGUUGCAGCGUUAGAGCACGCCCGGUAUGCGUUAGCCUUCUCCUCAGGGUCGGCUGCCACGGCGAACAUCCUUCAGUCACUUGCGUCGGGGUCCCAUGUCGUUUCUGUGUCCGAUGUCUAUGGUGGUACCCAUCGCUAUUUCACCAAGGUUGCCGCCGCGCAUGGAAUUGAAGUCACAUUCUCGCCUUGCAUCGAACUCCAUAUUGAGACCUUGAUUCGUCCUGAUGAGACCCGAUUGAUCUGGAUUGAAACUCCUUCCAACCCAACCCUGGGAUUAGUUGAUAUCCGCAAAGUAGCGACUAUCGCGCACCAACAUGGCAUCUUGGUGGUGGUUGACAACACCUUCUUGAGCCCAUACAUCCAGAACCCUCUUGACCAUGGAGCAGAUAUCGUUAUGCACUCCGUCACAAAGUAUAUCAAUGGUCAUUCUGAUGUGUUGAUGGGAGUAGCAGCUUUCAAUUCCGAUGAUCUUAAAAAUAGAUUAACAUUCUUGCAAAACGCCAUCGGAGCCGUUCCUUCUCCCUUUGAUUGCUGGUUAGCCCACCGUGGGUUGAAAACCCUUCAUUUGCGAGCGCGCGAGGCAACCAAGAAUGCAACUACUGUCGCCCAUGCCCUCGAAUCUUCCCCGCAUGUGAUUGCGGUCAACUACCCCGGCAUUAAGUCCCAUCCUCACCAUGCAAUUGCGUUGAAACAGCACCGUGAUGGCAUGGGUGGCGGCAUGCUCAGUUUCCGCAUCAAGGGCGGACAAGAAGCUGCCGAGAGAUUUUGCCAAGCUACUCAAAUCUUCGUUCUUGCCGAGAGCUUGGGCGGAGUGGAGAGCUUGGUGGAAGUGCCAGGGAGCAUGACGCACGCCGGUAUCCCCAAAGAGCAACGUGAAGUUGCCGGUGUUUUCGACGACUUGGUUCGCCUCAGUUGCGGUGUUGAGGACUCCGAGGACCUGAAAGCGGACGUGCUCCAGGCCCUCGAAAAAGCGAUUGUUUUGCCCAAACUAAAUAAACUCAACGGUGUUGCCAACGGGGUAGCAUCCUAA